This is a messenger RNA of Camelina sativa (false flax), 609 nucleotides long. NCBI's taxonomy places the organism in Eukaryota, Viridiplantae, Streptophyta, Magnoliopsida, Brassicales, Brassicaceae. The record is from RefSeq and is a predicted model, not a curated record.
AUGGGUAAGGUGAGAAAGAAAAAUCGAGAAUGUCUUACUAGGUCUAAGAAAUGUCAAGACAAAAGCGAAGAAAUCGAUCUGUUUUCGAAUAUUCCUCCGGAACUGAUACUUGAGAUUCUCCUAAAAUCGCCGGCCAAAUCCAUAGUCAAACUCAGCUUCGUUUCUAGAUACUGGUCAUCUAUCAUCGUUUCUAGGAUCUUAACUGAUAUGUACCUGACUCGAUCUAUUACUCGGCCUCGUCUUCUUUUCACAGUCAACCGUCUGGACAUGCACUUCUUUGUCUCCCGAUCCCUGGAGGAUCUGUUGUCUUCUGAUGAUCAUCAUCAUAGGGAAAGGGUAACUCUUACUCCGAAACCAGAUUCACGGUAUUGCUUUUCUCCUCCCGUCCGCGGCUUGAUAUGCUGUUUUAAUGAUAGAUUCUUAAAAAAUAUUGAGACGGAGGAGCAUCAAGUUCUCACUCUAGGAGCUAAACAAGAAUGGAGAAUGAUUGAAUCUAAGGUCGAUAUACGAUUCUAUUCUCUAAUAAGCUUCAAUCUGAUGUCUGAAGACUUUAAUGUUAUUGGUUUACCUGAUAGUCGUUCUAGUAAACUGGUGGACUACGGUGGAUAG